Messenger RNA from Malassezia pachydermatis, 1239 nucleotides. Its product is annotated as mrna-nucleus export-related protein. Bases 1 to 1239 code for a protein of 412 amino acids. Lineage: Eukaryota; Fungi; Basidiomycota; Malasseziomycetes; Malasseziales; Malasseziaceae. The transcript has 3 exons. Gene Ontology annotation, molecular function: zinc ion binding; nucleic acid binding. The record is from RefSeq and is a predicted model, not a curated record.
AUGGGGAAGAAAAAGAGCAAAGGCAGCAAAUCAGCGCAAGGCGUAGAUGCUAGCUUCGUGCUUGAUACGCAAAGUGCAGAUAUACCUACCGAUUUGUCCAUGGCCGCGAGCACGCCGCCGGUAGACGAGACAACGGCGGAUGAAACUGGCCUAGAUUUGCCAGGUCACGUUGCGUUUGUCACUGACGCUGACGCAGAGCCUGCGCCAGUGCAAGACCGUGACGGUGAUUACGAUCAACUGGAUGCACAAGGUACAAGGUAUUAUGAAGCGGAAGCCAAUGAUGAGCGGAAACGCAAAGGAAUUUGUCCUGUAUGUGGCGAAGCAGGGCAUGAAAAGAAAAAGUGUCCUUAUAAACAGUGUCUUGCGUGUGGUGCCAUUGAUGAGCAUGCGAUGCGGGAUUGCCCUCUCGGUACAAGUUGUUUCCGAUGCGGUGCCGUAGGUCAUCGCAGCAAGGACUGCCCAAUGCCUCGCGUAGGUCCCAGUCGUGCCCGGUAUUGUGAGCGAUGUGGGCAGCCUGGCCAUCCUGAGACGACUUGUCAUACGCUCUGGCGCAUAUAUACCUAUCGCACUCAGUCGGACUAUGACCAAGCGCGUGCCAAGCUAUGGCGCCAUGAACAGCGAAGAGAAGCGCGCAAAAAUGCGCUGGAACAGCGCCGGAAGAAACGGAAGAGUGGAUGGGCUGUGGCUCUGGUUGAGUCGAGCGAGGAGGUAGGGCCUAGUGACAGCAGUGACAGCGAUGCGUCGGACGACAGCGAUAGUGAAGCCACGCCGCCUCGUGAUUGGGAUUCGGCGGUGCGGUACUGCUACAACUGUGCAGCGAAAUCGCACCACUGGGGUGAUGACUGCUUCUUGCGGCGUACAAACCCCACGCGACCUACCGGGGACCCAUCGCCGUUUAGCGAAAUCGGUGCGAACACAGGACCCUUUGCGCCGCGUAGCAAGACGUUGUCUGUUCGUGGCGCAGCUUCGCAGACAGUCCCACGCUCGAAACGGCGGAGUAGUGACGUGGCACCAAGCCGUCCUUCUCUGCUGGAGGAUAUGCAGGGUGGGGACGAGCAGGACUGGUUUGUACGACGAGAAAAACUACGGCAUAACGAGACGUUUCUAUCGGAUGCUGACUCACCACGCGGUCGCCAUCGAUCACGACCAUCGCUGAAACGAUCGGCUUCCUCGCGCGACGCCUCGCGCUCACGCCAAGACCGUGCCUUUCGGCCGCAGUAUCGCGGUGGGUAUAGUUGA